Molecule: messenger RNA, 659 nt
Organism: Thrips palmi
Lineage: Eukaryota; Metazoa; Arthropoda; Insecta; Thysanoptera; Thripidae
Product: ADP-ribose glycohydrolase OARD1-like
Exons: 1
Coding region: 214-651 (145 amino acids)
Biological process (GO): peptidyl-glutamate ADP-deribosylation
Source: RefSeq, a predicted model, not a curated record
UUUAAGUUCUGUUUUGAGUAACAUAUUUUCUUUUUGUUCUAGAUAUUGAAUAAAGGGAAGUUUUGCAUAUGGAUUAGAGUAGGGAUUUACCAGUUCCUAUCGCCGCAAUAGGAGGUCAGUCACUCAUUGUGGAAAAAGUCACAGUGUUGCUAAACUUCCAAUUUAGUGCCGCAGUCACAGUACUUGGGUAAAUAUUAAAAUUUUUGUCGAACAAUGAAGCUAAUUAGAGCUACCGGUGAUCUAUUCACAUCACGCGACAACCUCGCGCACUGUGUCAGUAGAGAUUUCCACAUGAAUGCAGGCAUCGCAGUAAAAUUCAAGUCAACGUUUGGUAAUCAGGAAAAGCUGUCAUCAGGUGGAUGGUCUGUGGGAACUACAGCUCGUCUCACGACAAAUGAUAGACACGUGUUCUACUUGGUAACAAAGGAGCGAUAUUUCUUGAAACCUUCUUACGACUCCUUAAAAGCAUCUCUCGUUGAGUUAGCACGGUGGGUAGAGUUGCUGGGAAUUGAACGACUAGCCAUUCCCAGACUAGGUUGUGGGAAAGACGGAUUAAAAUGGCCUAUAGUUAGACGUAUUCUCAUCGAAGUGUUUGAAGGAAUUAACGUUAUUAUUACUGUCUUCAGACUAAGACGCGAGUUAAAGGACUAAAAUUUUAA